Molecule: messenger RNA, 2811 nt
Organism: Mercenaria mercenaria
Lineage: Eukaryota; Metazoa; Mollusca; Bivalvia; Venerida; Veneridae
Exons: 9
Coding region: 4-2508 (834 amino acids)
Biological process (GO): negative regulation of apoptotic process; positive regulation of protein ubiquitination; regulation of cell cycle
Cellular component (GO): nucleus; cytoplasm; spindle microtubule
Molecular function (GO): cysteine-type endopeptidase inhibitor activity involved in apoptotic process; ubiquitin protein ligase activity
Source: RefSeq, a predicted model, not a curated record
AAAAUGCUCUCGAGAACUUCACGACGCCUUAUUGUCAUUUGUUUAACGAUUUUAUGUUUUAUAUCCGUGGCAGAUAAAGUGCGUGUAAUUACAGAAAUGAGUAUUAUUACUGCGAUAUCUUGUGCAUAUUUGAAACAGAGAGGAAUUUGUUGUUUUGGAAAUAAGCAAAAAAGUGUAACACUGCUAUCAUUUUUAGUUUGCUGCUGGUAUGUUUUUGUAAUAUGGCUUUCUCUGAGUUCGAAAAAUACACCUAUCAUAAAUCGGUAUAACAGAACAAAGUCAAAGAACUUAAGUGAUAUUUCAGACUGGAAAAUGGAUGCGUAUGAAACCGUUUUGAGUAAAAGACUACAAAAAAGCAAGGACAUCGACUAUAGUCAUCUUUUUUCGUUUAGUCGUUUUUCAAGGCAAAGGUGUUGGGUUCUCCCUUCGUCUCUGGAAAAGUACUUUAAAGAGUUGGAAAAUAAUAAUAGUACUUCCGGGUUGAUGAGGUAUGAAUGGGCAAGGUAUGGAACAUUCAAAACAUUUCCGUUUAAUUCACCCGUAAUGCCAAUACGUCUAGCGUCAAACGGAUUCUAUUACAACGGAUCAGGAGACAGUGUCACGUGUUUCUCGUGUGGACUUGAGUACCGCGGAUGGAGGGAGGGUGAUUCUGUUGCAGAUAUACAUGCCAGACUCUCACCAGAUUGUCACCUUAUCGUAGGAGCUGAUCAAAGAAACGUAGGGAUUCAUGCCAGCGAAGUUCAAGGUGCUACAGGAGGCGGAAGUAUUGUAACUGAUGGCAGUAUCCGAAGUGGAGAGGUCUACGUACAGAGGCAAAGUCGGCAGUCUGAAGCAAGCAGGGGUACCACUACUUCUACACUGCCACGACAUAAGUACCCCGAUCAUGCAAACUAUCAUCACAGAAUGGACACAUUCACUGGGUGGCCGUGUUGUGAUAUAAUAGACCCAGAACUUCUCGUUUCUGCUGGUUUCUUUUACGCAGGUUUCAGCGACUGUGUAAGGUGCUUUUCUUGUGGAGGCGGGUUACGUAACUGGGAAUAUGGUGAUGGUCCAUGGGAAGAACAUGCAAGGUGGUUCCCAGGAUGUGUGUUUCUAAGGGAACAGAAAGGAUCAGAGUUCAUUAGACAACACAGGGAAGUACAGGCCGACACUGAUGCCGAGCAAGAUACAUCGUCGAAUGAAGCUGGCCGUACUGAGUCAGAAUCUUCAAGCGCUCCCGAAACUGUUACGGAUGACUUUAAUAGCAGUGCUGCACAACUGCUUAUAUCGAUGGGUUACAACGAAUCCUUCGUGAAAGCUGCUAUUGAAGACUUAAGGAAAACCAAUGAGAGCCCUCCACAAACAGGUCAGCUUAUACUGCAGCUUAGUAGCUCCCAGCAACCGCAAUGCUUGCAGAAAGCCCUCCACAAACAGGUUAGCGAUAAGGUGAAAAUACAAGAAAGCAGACAAAUGGCUGUCGAUAGACGGGGUGCGAAGCUUUUUAUGUGUAGGUGUGCAAUGAACUUUGAUGAAGCAAGUAAAGGCAGCUUCGAUAUAGAAGAGACGAAACCUGAGCGGUUGGAAAGGCUAAGGGUUGCAAAAGAGGCGGUUGGAGAACGGGAAGUGAAUUGUGGCAGUCCUCGUAGGACUGUGACGGGAAGUCAGCAUAUGCGGUCAGAGGAAACACAAUCAGAUAGGUGUGUGACGGUCAGUGGAAGUGAAGGAAAGCAGUCAGAUGAUGAAGCUGCAGCUGGAAGGACUAAAGUGGCGUUCAACAGGGAAGCAGAUGUUCAGGCCGGUAAUUGCGGGCGGUCAGAGGAUUAUGGUGUAACGGAGUUAGCAGAGAUCUGUAAACUAUCAUCAGCAUCAAGGUUUAAAGUGAACAUCCAAGUGGCUAGUACAAAUGUUCUGGCAGUGGUGGAUACAGCGGAGGAGGUCACUAUUAUUUCAAAAGAGGUGUUUAAGGCUCUGAAGAUUCUACCAAGGAUGGUUAAGGAUGUAAAGUUGCUGACUGCUGGUAAGGAGCUGUCCAUGAGUGGAUUUAUAGCGGGUCCAGUCAGGCUGCAGAUUGCUUCCAAAGUGUACAAAGAAGACCUGAACGUGGCACCAAUAGAACAAGUCAUGUUGUUGGGGCUAGACUUGUUGCACAAAAGAGCAAUUCAUGGGAUAGGAAAUAAACCGGUCACGGAAAAGAUCUUUGAGAACAUUUUGAAUACAGAACCUAACCUGGUCAAUGCAACGAACUCAAAAGACAUUUUGCCAAGGUCUACUAUGAACUUACUAUCUCAUUCUAAUCAAGAUCACGAAACAGCGGAAAGAAGAAACCGUGAAGAACGAGACCGUUUGUUGGAAGAGAUCCGUAAUCUGAGGCACAGAAUGACCUGCAAAAUAUGCCUAGACAAUGAUGCAUGCAUUGUGUUUAUUCCGUGCGGGCACAUGGUAUCAUGCAGGCAAUGUGCUGAGAGUCUUAGCACGUGCGCGGUCUGCAGGGCUGACGUAAGAGAUACAAUACGUGUAUAUCCCGCCUGAAACCAAAAAACAUUUAAACUUAAAGGUAAAACAGAACAGAAAAUAAGUUCAUAUCCGAUUUAUACUACAUUUUGCAACUUUGAUAUGACACGCUAUGUUUUAGUACAUUCUUAUUCAUAGUCUAUAACAGAUCUGUAAAAUUAUCAAAGCUUGGUCUAACAUAAUAACAAGAAUAUUUACGUAUGAAAUGGCCUUUAUCUUCCAAAUCAUGCGUAUAAAAGGAAGUUCAAUAAAGUUCAUUACUAACAACUAUUGGUCAGAGAGCUAACGGACUUUAAUUGAAACAAUUGAGGCCAAAAGAAG